Molecule: messenger RNA, 3649 nt
Organism: Carcharodon carcharias (great white shark)
Lineage: Eukaryota; Metazoa; Chordata; Chondrichthyes; Lamniformes; Lamnidae
Gene: trim45
Product: tripartite motif containing 45
Exons: 6
Coding region: 629-2386 (585 amino acids)
Biological process (GO): positive regulation of DNA-templated transcription
Cellular component (GO): chromatin; nucleoplasm
Molecular function (GO): ubiquitin-protein transferase activity; protein binding; zinc ion binding
Source: RefSeq, a predicted model, not a curated record
GUUAGGGAAUGAUUUAAUGAUUGAAAGUGACGAAUUUAGAAGAAAAGUUUCGAAUUUUUUGUUGGCAACUUUAAUGUAGACUAACAGUUCGUCGUUACGUAAUCUGCUUUUGUACAAUGAGGAUUUAAACAAUUUUCAGUGGGAAAACCUAAAGAAAGAAAGUUGUCGGAGUUGGUUCUGGUUGAGUGAAGAACGGGGAAUGUGUUCGGACUUGAGACCAGGGAAAGUUUGAUUUAAUUUAGAACGGCUGGUGCUGUUUGAUGCUAUAUGGUUGGUAGCCUGCAAUAUAAUAUUAAGCAGUGUUAUUAAAUUAAACGAUUAAUCACAAAGUAAUUGGAAACGUAACAUAUUUGAUCAUUUGACGACAAGUGCAUAUCUCCACAAGAAUGAAAUGAAGCAGUGAAUUAACAUUCUGCAGCUGACGACGUCUUGAAUCGUCUUCAUUAGGAAUUUGCAUUGGAUAUUGUAGAGAAAAUGGGCGGAGCGUUUUGAAAGAUCAAUAAGCAAUUUUGGAAUAAAUCAAUUUAAGAACGAAAGUAUUUAAAGAUUCAGAUUUAAAAUCUGAUUUAACUAUUGAUAUCGACUAUUUAGGAUGCUUGAGGAUUUUUUGGGUUUUUGAGAUUUUUUAAUGUACUUGGGAUUUAGGGGUGUGUGUGUGUAUUAUCCAAAAAUGUCUGAGUGUCAGGAAAAGAUUUCUGCACCAUGCUCGACAAGUUCACAAUCUCCACGGAGCUUCAGAACAAAAUGUUUGGUUUGCAAAAACAUUUUCACCGAUCCGAAGAUCUUGCCUUGUCUCCAUACGUUCUGCCUAGACUGUUUGAGAGGCUUGGAGCAGUUCUCCGUUCCCAGGCCUCCGAGGGAAGGUGAGUCUGGAUCUGGGGGCUCGCUAGACUCCGCCGAGCCUGGGGCCUGCAUCCUGUGCCCAGUCUGUGAUUUUGAGGUGCAUGUACCCGCUGCUGGUCUGCGAGGGCUGACCAAUAACCAUCUGAUUCUGAAUGAAGUUUUACAAGAGAGUCUGAAGAGAUCCGACUACAGGAUAGUUUGUGAUCUUUGUAACGAUGGAAAUGCUGAAAGGAGAUGUCAUAUCUGCUCAACAAAUCUGUGUGACUUCUGCUCCAAAGCACACAGGAGGCAGAAGAUGACUGCUUCGCACAACACAGUGGCCCUGAACGACCUACAAGGUGAAAGUGAGAGAAUCGUUAGGCCCAUCAUUUGCUCUGUUCAUCCUGCAGAGGAGUUGAGGAUGUUUUGUGAGACAUGUGAUCGCCUGAUCUGCAGGGAUUGUUGUAUGGUGGAUCACCGUGACCAUAACUGUGACUUUAUUGCUGGUGUCAUUAGCAAACAUGGCAGCUUCAUCAGGGAACUUCUGAAGCAAACACAGCCACACAUCUGUGCAUUACAGGAGACUUUGCAAAAGAUUGCUGCUACUAGGCAGUUGGUAGAAGAGCGAUUGAGAAUGAUAACUGAAGAAAUUAAUAACUUUACAGACGAUUAUAUCAGGGCACUGGAGAAACAUCGGAACAGACUUUUGAAAGAACUGGAGGAGCUGAGAGUCCAAAAGGAGAACUCCCUGAAUCUGCAGCAGAUUCAGCUGGAGCAGAUCCUGGCAGAUAUGAAGACUGGAGUGGAUUUCACAGAGUACUUGUUGACCAGUGGCUCUCAUGUGGAAAUCCUACUAACCAAAUGUGUAGUAGUCAACCGGUUGAAACAGCUGAACAAGAUUGGUUACAGCACUCACCCUGGAGAGGACGAUGGAAUACAAUUCCAGCCCCAGGAGAGAGCGGGACAAUGUGAUGGAUUUGAGGUAUUCGGAAUCAUUGUCACAAAGGCAGUUGAUCCCAGCAAAUGUGUCCUUCAGGGGGAAGGCCUCCAUGUGGCUCGACAAGACCAACCAAGUGUAUUUGUACUGGUCUGUAAUGACCAAUCAGGGCAGCAGAUGGGAAGAGGCGGUGAAUCCAUUCGGGUUAGCAUCUUCAACAAGAAGAAUAAAGAAUGCAGUCUCAAGACAAUACUGCAGGACAAUCACAAUGGAACUUAUUGUUUUACAUACACUCCCCGGGUAUCAGGCUCGUAUGUGGGAUGUGUCUGUGUGAAGGGACAGCAUGUACAGGGAUCUCCAUUCACUAUAACAGUCGCGAGUAAAUUCCGUAAGCACACUGGUAUAUUCCACUGCUGCACGUUCUGUUCUAGUGGUGGACAAAAAGAUGUACGUUGCGGCUGCAGAGGCACAAUGCCUGGUGGGUACCAAGGCUGUGGACAUGGGCACAAAGGACACCCUGGCCAGCUGCAUUGGUCCUGUUGUGGAAAGUUGACUGAAAAUUCGGAAUGCUCUGGAACAAUAAAUGGUAACUCUUACCAGAGCCUGGUUAGAACUGUUGCUUUGUAAAAAUUUAAGGCCAGGGAACCGCAAACCUAAAGUUGAUCAAUGGAAAAUUUGCAGUGAAUUAAUGGCUAUUUGGUCGACCUGGAAAAACUUUAGGGUUACUUAAAGCUUAGCCAGUUUAAUGGCUGGUAUAAUCUUUCUCGUUGUAUGGAUGAGGACAGAAAUGGAGAUGUUCUCAUCUGGUCAAUAUUGAUUACUUUGGGGAUCUUGUCAAAAUGACUAACUUAUCAGUUAAGACUCAAAGAAAAAAAAUUAACAUUUCACUUAACCAACUAUAGAGGAAUGACAAAGGAAAUGAUGUAUUUUUGUUGCAGAUUUCACAAAUCUCUAUUUAUUUUAUUACACUUUCCAAACUAAUGGGGGUGGGAUGAUCAGGAUAUUACAGAAUAAGAGAAAUUAGUGUGAACUACCACAUGGGAAUUGAGCUACUGUGAUAUACUUUGGUGAUAGCAAAUAACAGAUUCAAUUGAACAAUGAUUCCUUUAGUUUCAUUCAGAACUUUUCCUACUAAAAUGGUGCUUGGUCCUUGAUAUAAAGUUUUGGAAAAGGAGUGGAACUGACAUAUAUGCUGUUUGUGGAAACAUGCAAAUUUGUUGACUUAUAUCUUGCAUAUGAACUUGUUUCAGACUUGCCUAAAGUAUAUAUUACUUUGCCUAAAUAUUCUUAAAUAAUGUGGAUCCAUAUUGAAUGGAUGUUUAGACCAACUUUAGUGACCUCGAUACUAAAAUCAGAAUUAAAAUUAAAUCAAUUUUAUAAAUUUCAAAGAGUAAUGUGCAACUAUAUAGUAUCUUUUUGAAAUAUCUUUUUGAAGUUCUAGUUUUGUGCCAAUUUCAAUAUAUUCAUCAAAAUUUAUUUUGGUGCGUUGCAUCCCAAGCAGUGUAUUUUAAGUUGAGAUGCCUCUUGUAUUUUUACAAUGAUUUGUGUAGUUCGCAUUUAUUUUUAAACAUGAUUCAAUUUCAAAUCUAAUUUACUGCUGUUCAGAUGUUGGCAUCUGGUUUUUACAAGUUGUGGAAUUUCAGCCCCUUUGCAUCCAAUUUUGCACUUGCUGUGUGGGUUUGUUCUCACUCAAUAGAUUAAGUACAAUUUUAGAGUAAAUGUUACUAGUCUAAGUGAGUCCUUAAAUGAUUGGGAAUGCUAUUUAGAUCAAACAACUUUUUGCUUGUACUACCAAAAGUAUUGUUUGGGACGAAGUGAAUUUUUGUGAUUCUUUCAUCUUACGAUGUUCAUCAGAUAUUUAAAAGGCUUAAUAAAACUUAUUUCAAAGUA